AUGCGUCAGUCAAUUGCUUUGGCUGCAGCUGGCGCUGCCACUGUUAAGGCUCUAUCUCUAGCCGACAUGUGCACAGUCGCAAACGUUCAAGCAGCACUUCCUGCGGAUGGAUCCAUUCCAAAUAUCACAAUGAUCGCAUCAUCUGUUUCUGCAUCCCCUGUCUAUAACGCGAGUCUUAGCAGCGGGAUGACCAAGCGCGACACAACUACUUACAGCUACUGUAACGUCACUGCUACUUACACCCACGGCAGUGAUUCUGUCAUUGUUUGGUACGGAUUCCCAGAUCCAUCUAUCUUCGAGAACCGUUUCUACGUCGUUGGUGGCGGUGGUUACAGUUUAUCAUCAGGUGUAACUGGAGGUCUUGAAUAUGGCGCUGUUACUGGCUGCACUGAUGCCGGUUACGAUGCUUUCACUACCAGCUUGGACGCAGUCGUACUCAACUCUGACGGUACUCUCAACGAGCAAAACGUUAAGAUGUUCUCCUACGAAGCCCUUGGUGAGAUGACCGCCAUCGGAAAGGCUAUCACCAAGACUCUUUAUAGCAUUGAUAAACUCUAUACCUACUUCUCUGGCUGCUCUGAUGGAGGACGUCAAGGUAUGAGUCAAGUUCAACGUUACGGAGAUCUGUACGACGGCAUCGCUGCCGGAGCCCCGGCUUUCAGACAAGCCCAGCAACAAGUUUUGCAUCUCUUCUCUUCUGUCGCCGAAGUUGUUCAAAACUACUUCCCAACCAAUUGUGCUCUCGACAAGAUUGUAAAUGCUACCAUUGAGGCAUGUGAUCCAUUGGACGGGCGUACUGAUGGGGUUAUUAGUCGUUCUGAUCUCUGUAAGAUUAAUUUUAACUUGACUUCUAUCAUUGGUCAAUCAUACGCAUGCGCAGCCGAGACCAGCUCUUCUCUCGGUUUUGGUUUCAGCAAGCGUCAAGAUGCAGGUUCUACCACCACCAGUAGCCCUGCUCAAAAUGGUACCAUUAAUGAGCAGGAUAUUGCUAUUGCCCAGACCAUUUAUGAUGGUCUCUUUACUUCUAGUGGCAAGCGCGCAUAUCUCUCAUUCCAAAUUGGUGCUGAGCUUGAGGAUGCUGUUACUGAGUAUGACAAUACCACUGGCAGUUAUACCUACGAGAUCCCAUCUACCGGUGGAGUUUUCGUCGCCAAGUUCCUGGAGCAAAUCGAUGAAGACAGUCUUACCACACUCGAGAACGUUGAUUACGAUACUUUGUUCGAAUGGAUGGAAGAGGGACUCGCAAAAUUCUACGACACCCUUCAAACUACCAUGCCGGAUAUUUCCGCUUUCAGAGACAACGGUGCUAAGCUCCUGCAUUAUCACGGAGAAUCUGAUCCAUCAGUUCCAGCUGGCUCUUCCGUCCACUACUAUGACUCCGUUCGCACUACCCUUUACCCAAGCCUCGGAUAUAACGAAUCUGUCGCCAAGCUCGAUGACUUCUAUCGUUUCUUCUACAUUCCAGGAGCUGCUCACUGUAACACCAACUCUCUCCAACCGGGUCCAUGGCCCAAUGAUGUUCUCGCCACUUUGAUUAGCUGGGUCGAAGAUAGCGAGGUUCCGGACCGUUUAAACUCCACUGUUACCUCUGGAUCAUACGAUGGCGAGGUUCAAUUGUUGUGCAAGUGGCCAACUCGCCCACUCUGGACUUCCGAGACCACAUUUGACUGCGUUUACGACCAAGCGUCUAUCGACUCUUGGACUUAUGUCUUCGAUGCAUUUAACCAAACAAUUUAUUAG
Botrytis fragariae is the source of this 1740-nucleotide messenger RNA. RefSeq names its product putative tannase subunit protein. NCBI's taxonomy places the organism in Eukaryota, Fungi, Ascomycota, Leotiomycetes, Helotiales, Sclerotiniaceae. The record is from RefSeq and is a predicted model, not a curated record. The coding region runs from base 1 to 1740 and encodes 579 amino acids. The transcript has a single exon.